Molecule: messenger RNA, 1050 nt
Organism: Alnus glutinosa
Lineage: Eukaryota; Viridiplantae; Streptophyta; Magnoliopsida; Fagales; Betulaceae
Product: major pollen allergen Ole e 10-like
Exons: 4
Coding region: 238-795 (185 amino acids)
Source: RefSeq, a predicted model, not a curated record
GAUCAUUUCCCUUGAAGAAAACUACUGAUUCCUCAACACUCUUGCAUUUAAUAUCACCUAUUUUCUCAUUCUUCUUUCUCCAUUUUUCAGUGCGGAGAGAAAACUGAGAAAGAUAAGAGAAGAAAGAGAGAUAGAGAGAGCCUAGAGUGGCAACAUUUUGCUCCGUUUCUUUUUAGUUUAAGCUAAAGAGAGACCUUGAAAGGCUUUCUGACAGAGCAAGGGUGAGACAAAGCAACUAUGACAAAGAAAUCAUGGUCUUUGCAGUGCCUUCUCUUCAUUGGGGGAUGCUAUCUGGUUUUGACAGCAGGAGCUGUGGUGCAAGAGAAGGCAGACACAGCAAUUCCAGUGACAACGUUGUCACCUCCAGAAGGCAACACAACAUUCCUUGACGGCACGACAUGGUGUGUGGCUCAUGCCGGGGUCUCUCAAGUUGAUUUGCAGAAUGCUUUAGACUGGGCCUGUGGACUGGGGAUGACAGACUGCAGAGAAAUCCAAGACGGCGCGGCGUGUUUCGAGCCGGACACUCUCCUCUCUCAUGCCUCCUAUGCUUUCAACAAGUAUUAUCAACAGAACGGGAAUUCUGAUAUUGCUUGCAAUUUUGGAGGAACUGCCGUUGUAACUAAAAAUAACCCAAGUUAUGGAAAAUGUGUCUACACCACAUCUGCAUCUCUAGUCUCUUCAGCACCUCCAUUGUUCAAGCAUUGUCCAAGCACCAUGGGGUGGAAACUUGCUGUGCUUCUACUGCUUUUGUAUUUGGGGUCAGUCAAUCUGGCACUCUUAGUAAAAUUGAUCUAAUCUGCUCAUUCCAAACUAUUCAAUGCUAUGGAAAGAGUCAAAGAGAGAAGCUAGCAGGAGGAUUUUGGGCAUGAUUAGAUUAAUAUUUUUGUUGAGUUGCCAGAAGAAAAUGAAAAAAAAGCAAGCAUUUUGUAAAUGUGGUUUGUUAAAAAUAUUCCUGUCUUUGUUCUUAGGUUAGGAAUCUAAAGCUGAGCAAAUCUCUCUUUUCCUUUUACUGUGUUCCCAUCAUCGCCAUCAAAAAAUUUGUUCCCAUUA